AGGCCCCGGGACCGGUUCAGCAUCAACUCCAGCAGUGGAUUAGACCACGGUGACGAUGACGUCACUAUCAACUCCACCCAGCAGUGGAUUAGACCACUGUGACGAUGACGUCACUAUCAACUCCAGCUAGCAGUGGAUAGACAACGAUGACGUCACUCAACUACACCCAGUAAUGGAUAGACCACGGUGACGAUGAUGUCACUAUCAACUCCACCCAGCAGUGGAUAGACAACGAUGACGUCACUCAACUACACCCAGCAGUGGAUAGACCACGGUGACGUCACUGUCAACUACACUCAGCAGUGGAUCAACAACGAUGAUGUCACUAUCAACUACACCCACCAGUGCAUAGACCACGGUGACGACGUCACUCAACUCCAUCCAGCAGUGCAUCGACUACAAUGACGUCACUGACCUACACCCAGCAGUGCAUAAACCACGGUGACGUCACUACACCCAGCUGUGGAUAGACAACGAUGAAGUCACUCAACUCCAUGCAGCAGUGCAUAGACUACGAUGACGUCACUCUCAACCCCACCCAGCGGUGGAUAGACCGCGAUGACGUCACUCAACACCCAGCAGUGGAUAGACCACGGUGACGUCACUAUCAACUACAGCAGUGGAUCGACAACGAUGACGUAACUAUCAACUACACCCAGCAGUGCAUAGACCACGGUGACGUCACUCAACUCCACCCAGCAAUGGAUAGACAACGAUGACGUCACUUUCAACUACACCCAGCAGUGCAUAGACCACGGAGACGUCACUCAACUCCACCCAGUUGUGGAUAGACAACGAUGACGUCACUGUCAACUACACUGCAUCGACCACGGUGACGAUGACGUCACUCAACUCCAUCCACCAGUGCAUAGACUACGAUGACGUCACUCAACUACACCCAGCAGUGCAUAGACCACGGUGACGUCACUAUCAACUCCACCCAGCAGUUGAUAGACUACGAUGACGUCACGAUCAACUCUACCCAACAGUGGAUAGACGAUGGGUGACGAUGACGUCACUAUCAAUUCAUACCCGCCGUGCCCAUCCACACUACCAAUUAUGGAAAUGUUCCGAAGAUGGGUGGGGGGGGGUUAAUCCCCCUCCCCCCACCCAUCUUAUCCGUGUUAGGAAAUCCAACCGCUCUCCGCCAGCCAAUAGGAAGGCGGAAUUGCGGACACACCUCCGCGAUCUUCCAGAAGACUUGUCGCAGUUUUUGUUGUUGUUGGAGACGGUGGUGUUGGUGACGUCAUCUCAUCCCUCCUCCGUCAGUAAAAUUGUGGGGGAAUGAUGAGAGUGGCAGGAUGACGUCAGAGCCCCUCACGGACCAAUGGCUGCGUCGCCUACAGUGCCACUCCUCCACCGUUCCCGGAAUGACGUCAUCCACCACUCACCACCACUAACCGCCUUUGUCAAUAAAGAGGGCGUGGCGAUGUCGGUGAUGUCAGAGCCCCCUCACGGACCAAUGGCUGCGUCCCUUUCGCCACUCCCCCCCACUUCUCCUCCGAUGACGUCAUCCACUCACCCCCCCUUCCCACUGUCCAUAAAGAGGGCGUAGUGGUGGUGCCUUUGACGUCACUGCCCCACACGGACCAAUGGCUGCGUCCCUUUCGCCACUCCCCCACCUCGGAUGACGUCACCCCUCGCCACUGUCCAUAAAGAGGGGCGUGGUGGUGGUGCCGUGACGUCACUGCCCCACACGGACCAAUGGCUGCGUCGCUUCGCGCGGUGCUCCGCCACCGCCACCUGGCCGCGUUCUCCAAUGGGGGCCUGGCCGGCUUCUCGGUCUCGGGCCGAGCCUCGGGCUCGCCUGGCGCGCUCGCCCGCCUCGACGACGUUCUGGCGGCCGAGCUGGACGGCAUCAAGGCGGCGGGGACGUGGAAGGGAGAACGGGUUAUAACGUCUCGCCAGCAGGCGGUCGUCCGUAUCGACGGUGAAGAGGUGGUGAACUUCUGCGCUAACAACUACCUGGGGCUGUCGUCCCACCCCGAGGUGGUGGAGGCGGCUCGCUCGGCGCUGCUCACGCACGGAGCCGGACUCAGCUCCGUGCGCUUCAUCUGUGGGACGCAGGACAUCCACAAGCAGCUGGAGAAACAGCUGAGUGAGUUCCACGGGCAGGAGGACUGCAUCCUCUACCCAUCGUGCUUUGACGCGAACGCUGGACUCUUUGAGGCCCUGCUAGGCCCAGACGAUGCUGUCUUCUCAGACGAACUGAAUCACGCUUCCAUCAUCGACGGCCUGCGCCUGUGCCGAGCCCGUAAACAUCGCUACCGCCACCUGGACCUCGAAGACCUGGACCAUAAGCUUCGGCAGAACCACGACUGCCGGCUGAAGCUGAUCGCCACAGACGGCGUGUUCUCCAUGGACGGCGAGGUUGCCCCGCUCGCUGAUCUCGGCACGUUGGCCCAGCGUCACAGUGCCCUCGUGUUUGUCGAUGAAUGUCACUCAACUGGAGUCCUGGGUGACACAGGGAGGGGCACGGAAGAGUUGCUGGGAGUGGGGAGUGGGGUUGUUAACAUCCUCAACUCCACCCUGGGGAAAGCACUUGGUGGAGCAGCUGGAGGCUACACCACAGGACCUAGCUCACUAGUCUCUCUGCUACGUCAACGUUCACGUCCUUACCUGUGUGUGUGUACACUGUGUGUGUGUACACUGUGUGUGUGUACACUGUGUGUGUACACUGUGUGUGUGUACACUGUGUGUGUGCACACUGUGUGUGUGCACACUGUGUGUGUACACUGUGUGUGUGUACACUGUGUGUGUACACUGUGUGUGUACAGGAGGCUACACCACAGGACCUAGCUCACUAGUCUCUCUGCUACGUCAACGUUCACGUCCUUACCUGUGUGUGUGUACACUGUGUGUGUACACUGUGUGUGUGUACACUGUGUGUGUGUACACUGUGUGUGUACACUGUGUGUGUGUACACUGUGUGUGUACACUGUGUGUACACUGUGUGUGUACAGGAGGCUACACCACAGGACCUAGCUCACUAGUCUCUCUGCUACGUCAACGUUCACGUCCUUACCUGUGUGUGUGUACACUGUGUGUGUACACUGUGUGUGUACACUGUGUGUGUAC
Messenger RNA from Petromyzon marinus (sea lamprey), 3078 nucleotides. It is a transcript of the gene GCAT, whose product is annotated as glycine C-acetyltransferase. The record is from RefSeq and is a predicted model, not a curated record. Gene Ontology annotation, molecular function: glycine C-acetyltransferase activity; pyridoxal phosphate binding. Gene Ontology annotation, biological process: L-threonine catabolic process; biosynthetic process. NCBI's taxonomy places the organism in Eukaryota, Metazoa, Chordata, Hyperoartia, Petromyzontiformes, Petromyzontidae. Gene Ontology annotation, cellular component: mitochondrion.